GUGAAUGCAGCAUGGAGACAUUUCCCGACCUCUGAUUGGUCCGUUUCCUUCUGUUUUGGCCACGUGACACCAGAGAUGGCCGCGCGCGACGAAGGCAAAGACGGUCAGGACAGCAUCCUGGAGCCGCUGUGUUUCCCUGAGCAGCCAGCUGAUGGCGCCAGCACUCCCAGCCUGCAGGGUCCCAGCACGGAGCUGCUGGUGUGUCUGUUCUGCCCCGAGUCCGUCCCCCUGCUGCAGAAAGACGUCCUCCUCAAACACCUGCUGCUGGAGCACAAGCUGGUCGUCGCCGACGUCAAGCUCAUCGCCGACCUCCCGAAGUACAUGUUGUACUGGAAGGGAAGAUUUCUGGAGCAGCCGGUCACAGAUUUCUGCAGCGUGAUCAAGACAAACUCCACCGGCCCAGUCGAGAAACAGGAGGACUACUUCCUGCUGUGCGACGUCCUCCCAGAGGACCGAAUCCUCCGAGAGAGGCUCCAACAGAAACGACUGGAGGAGGUUCUGGAGCAGCAGCAGGUCGAGAGAGACGACAACAGCUUCCAUCAUCUCUGCAUGUUCUGCAGUGAAGAGUUCACCGGAAACAGGUCGUCUCUGCUGAACCACAUGGCCAGAGAACAUUCCUUCAGCAUCGGACUGCCGGACAACAUCGUCUACUGCAAACAGUUUCUGGACACUCUGCAGAGCAAGCUAGACAAUCUGCAGUGUUUGUACUGUGAGAAAACCUUCCGGGAUAAAACGACGCUGAAGGAUCACAUGAGGAAGAAAGCUCACCGCCGCAUCAACGCCAGCAACCGCGAGUACGACCGCUUCUACGUCAUCAACUACCUGGAGCUGGGGAAGACCUGGGAGGAAGUUCAGAGCGAGGACGACCGCGAGCUCGCAGACGAUGAAGAUGAUGAUUGGUCGGACUGGCAGGCCCAUCCGGUCUCUGCUGUGUGUCUGUUCUGUGAUCAUCAGUCAGAAACGAUGGAGCAGAUCUACACUCACAUGAAGGAAGCUCACGACUUUGAUCUCCACAAGCUGAGGACAGAACUCAAUCUUAAGUUCUAUCAGCAGGUCAAACUGGUGAACUUCAUCCGGCGGCAGAUCCACCAGAAUCGCUGCUACGGCUGCCAGGAAAAGUUCGACUCCAGAGAAAACGUCCUCCGUCACGUCGUGGCUGAAGGUCAUGUGAUGAAGCUGCCGGACGUGUCGAUCUGGAACCAACCGCAGUAUUACUUCCCCACGUACGAGAACGACGCCCUCCUGUGCACGCUGUCCGACAGCGACGAAAGUGACGACAAGACUCACAGCGAGGACGUCCCGGUCAUCGCUGAAGACAUCUCUGACCUCCGAGCGCUAAAACAGACCAGCGUCCUCAACCAGCUGCUGAAGAACAGAAGCUCCUGCAGCUAGACGACGGACAGAUUCCUCUUCAGGCCGUGACCUACACAAACCUGCUGAGAUGUUUCUUCUGAAGGACAGAACGGCGGUUCCUCUGAACCUUUCAGCACUGACACAUCCUCCGUGAAAAAUCAAAUAAUUACACCAACGUUCGCUCCGGACACUAAAAGAAUCAAAGUGCAGAUUUGUUGGCGAACCUUUCCAUUCAGGCAAUAAAGAAACAUAAUGACAUGUUUAUGGUGAAUAUUACAUUUAUUACUUACAACAAGUAAAAAAUGUUUUCAGUUAUUAUUUCAACACUAUAACCAGAACUGAAGGUAGGCCUCUCCUGAGCUGAUGACAAACUUCACCCCGAAGACGAAGAGGUUUAGUGACGUGAAACUAAACCAUCAAACUGCAGCUGCAUUCCUGCUUAGGUUGCAAAAUUAUGGGAAUUUUGAAACUUUCCAUGGGAAUAAAUAGGAAUUUACUAAAUUAAAGGUCGGCCCUUUAACAAUGAACUUAAAUAUAUUUUAGCAUCAUCUUGACUAAAA
Larimichthys crocea (large yellow croaker) is the source of this 1913-nucleotide messenger RNA. It is a transcript of the gene znf277, whose product is annotated as zinc finger protein 277. NCBI's taxonomy places the organism in Eukaryota, Metazoa, Chordata, Actinopteri, Sciaenidae. The record is from RefSeq and is a predicted model, not a curated record. The coding region runs from base 76 to 1392 and encodes 438 amino acids. The transcript is spliced from 12 exons.